Molecule: messenger RNA, 4063 nt
Organism: Acanthaster planci (crown-of-thorns starfish)
Lineage: Eukaryota; Metazoa; Echinodermata; Asteroidea; Valvatida; Acanthasteridae
Product: ectonucleoside triphosphate diphosphohydrolase 2-like
Biological process (GO): nucleoside diphosphate catabolic process
Cellular component (GO): plasma membrane
Molecular function (GO): UDP phosphatase activity; ribonucleoside triphosphate phosphatase activity; GDP phosphatase activity
Source: RefSeq, a predicted model, not a curated record
GUACAUGUACAUGUACAAUGUAUAUGUACGUGUAUGAAGUUCAACAAGAGAACGUUGCGUUGCGUUGCGUGUUUCGUUUUCGUAGAUUGCCAACACGGGACACGACACACAGUUGUUAAAAUUUAAUCGGAUCGGUUAAAAGUAUGAACUGAAGUGCCUGUGAAUUAAUCUACAAGACCAACUGUAUUGUAUUUGUGGGUAUUGUCUUCAUUUUGGUGAUCACCUUCCAAAUAGAAUCCACAAUGCAGAUCAUGGUGAGAGCCGCCAUUGGAGCGCAGGUGACCAGCGUGCCAAUCGAGGUGGACCCAAAGUGGGUUAUCAAGAGCGUCAUUGUCGAGUUCUGCCAAAAGAUUGACAUUCCCGUAACCGGCGACAUAGAGAUGAAGGACGACAGCGGUUUGAUCCUGAACAAGAGUGCAACCAUAGGCGAGGCGGGAAUCCAUAACGGCGACACUGUCUUCAUAUCGCAUUCAGAACCAGAAGGCGAUGCUGAACAGCAGGACGUGUUUGUGAGGCGUGGCAUGGAGAGGUCGCAGAUGUACAGUAUCGUCCUGGUGUGUGUGGGUUUUGUGCUGGUCACGGCUAGCAUAUGCGGUAUUAUUGCUCUGGCCAUGAGGUUCACCGAGGAAAUAUGCUCCGACGAAGGAUAUGGUGCCGUAUUUGAUGCCGGCUCUUCCCAUACCAACCUCACCAUUUACAGUUGGCUGGGAGAUUCCAGGACCGAGGGGACGGGAGUGGUCAGACAAGAAGGAACGUGCCGGUCACCAGGAGGGGGUAUCUCCAGCUAUGAUGACAACCCACAGGAUGCAGGCCCCUCCCUCAUCAGCUGCCUGGAUUACACCAAGCAAGUUGUGCCAGAGCAGUACUACAAUUUCACCUCCUUGCACCUUGGGGCGACAGCCGGAAUGAGGCUCUUAGAAAAAACGGAGCCCAGCACCAGCACGCUCAUCAUGGAGUCUGUGCGCCAGACCAUGGCCACCUACCCCUUCAACUUCACAGCCAACCAGGCCACCAUCAUCUCAGGCUCGGAUGAGGGCAGCUACGGCUGGGUCUCGGCAAACUUCCUGUCGGGCACGCUCAAUCCGGGCUCAACGCUGUCAAGUGCUAUUGUGUCUGCACUCUCCGCCGACCCACUGCCCACAGUCGGAGCCUUGGAUAUGGGCGGGGCAUCAACGCAGAUCACAUUCAUUCCUGAGGACCCUUCCUCCUUGCCCCCUCAGUACUCAGAGAACCUGAGACUGUACGGAGUCAACUACACCCUGUACACCCACAGUUACCUGUGCUAUGGAGUGAACGAGGCUAUCCGUAGAUUCAAGGCCAACUUGGUCAAAGAUUCAGGGUAUGCCAAAAUGACUGUCAACCCCUGCGCUCCGAAGGGCUUCAGGGAGACCGUCGAUGGGAAGUACCUUUGGGAAGCCCCCUGCAGUAAGGGCCCCCAGGCCCUAGCGGGCUGGGGUUCAGAGGUCUUGCCUUCUCCCAACGCCGUCAACAUCACCUCCUUUAACCUGAGUGGGACGAGUGAUUUGGACAGCUGCAGAACGGCCGUGGCAAAGUUGUUCAAUUUCACGGCGCCUUGUCCGAUAGAGCCAUGCUCUUUCAACGGAGUUUACCAUCCCAAGCCGUAUGGAAAAUUUCUAGCAUUCUCUGUUUUUGCCAAUCUUAUAAGCGAUCUUGACCUUCCCAGUGAUGCAUCCGUUCAGCACAUUGAGAAUACGACAAAAAGUUUCUGUGCCAAAACCUAUGACGAGGUCAAAAAGAUGCCGGGUAACCUGCAGCUUCUUGUGCUGUACUGCUUUGACCUCACCUAUUUCUCAACCUUACUGCUUCGAGGCUACAAGUUUGAUGCAGACAUUUGGAAGAUAACAUUUACCAACGAGGUUAAAGGCAAAGAGCUGGGCUGGUCCCUGGGUUUCAUGAUCAAUGCCACCAACAUGAUUCCGACGGAGGCCUCUUGCACGGAUUUCACCAAGGUGGGGUUCUACGUCGGCCUGGCCAUCCUCAUCGUGACAUUCGUCAUCGGGCUCAUUGUACUGGUGAUCGCUGUCUACAGGUGCACACGGCCAAAGAGGGAAAGCGGUUAUGAGGAGCUCAACCCCGACUUUGCUCGCAAAAACACCUACGGAUCAUUGUGAAUGCUGGUGGAACCUUUCAUACUUUGUAAAACUCUUUUGUCAGGGUUUUCGAAAUGCCGUAAAAUGAAUCAUUCUGUAAUUAGUUCUCUGAUUUUACUUCAAAAACAAGUGUGCAUUAAAGGUCAAGUCACUGCAGCAAUUAGAAAAAAAAAACGAACGAGGAAAUUGAUACUUAAGUCCAGUUGUCCUGUGUAUAUAGCAGUUUUUGUAGCUGUAGUUUCAUUAUGAUAUAAAUGCCAAAGACUUGCAACGUAAAGACUAAUCAAAUUCAACUCAAAGUCAUGUAUGUUCCGUUUAUAUCUUGGCAGGUGUCAUUUGUUAAAAUCUAAUUGUACUGUUUUUCAUUCUGCGGUUGAUUUGCCUUCAAAACAUGUUAUUUGUUACACGUGUCAAAUUGUAAUACUGUGACAACAGAAUAUUUAAGCACAUUGCACUGUAAAUAUUGCAAAUCAGAUUUCUUCCAAAUUAUUGUUAGCCAAAAUGAAAUAUUUGAUUAUAUAUUUGAAGCAUUCAGAGUUAUCUAUUAAGAAUUUGUUUAAUUCAGAUUCAUUUAUUAAUGCUAUGUAAUUGUUAAAAAAAAGGAGGCAGUCAUAAGCUGCGUCCAAAUUACUUGCCAACGGCUGGAAAUAACACACAUGCCUAUGGAGAAUGCACGGAAGCCGCUGGCUAGAGACCACCAUAUUGCUAGCCACAGCCAAGUAAUUCAGACACAGCUGACGGAUUAUGGAGUUGUUUUGCAGCUGUAGUCAUGCUGCAGGUAAUCUAUCAAUUUGAAACAGCAAUGUGAUAAAUUGAUUUUUGCUGAAUACACUGUAGUGUACUUUUGUGCAACAAACUGAAAUGAUUUUCUGCCCAACUUUGAACAAGUCACAGAGGGCUUAGAAUCCACUGAUAAUGAGUAAUAAGUGGAAUUUGAGUUACAGUUAUUGUACACGCAUUCUUUUUGUAUAUUUUGAGAGAUCUUUUUUACAGUAAAUGUGCAUAUUUAAUCUUGCCCAUCAAUACACUGAUUGUGUUUGUUUUUCAACAGAAGUUUACCGGUUGAAGGCGUUCCCAUAUUAAUUUCAAGUUUACAUGCAGACAUGUAUUGCCUUCAUUACAUCAAAGUACUGAACAUAGUAUUCACCUGUACUUCGCCUCUCAAGAGGUAGAGCUUCUUUGGAAAAAGGGGUGUGUGUGUUCACAGCAUCCUUAAAAAGAAAACGUCAAACUCAGAAAUACCACACCAAAGACAAGCUGACAGAAGUCUAAUCCUUUGACAACAAAACAAAACCCAAAUUUUAUUAUAACAUUGACCGUCUUUCCAACUUCAAGCUUGUUCCAGACCUCUCCUUUCAGUAUGUACACAGGAAACAAUAAUAUGCUACUUUUCUGUACAUUAUUCACAAAGUAAUAAUUCACAUGUACAGUUCACUGGCCAAUGAAGCACACUAUAAGUUACUAUGUACAUAGUUUCCGUGACGGGCUGAAUAUCGAAUUCACGAACGUUCAAAAACUUAAUACUUUCUACCCUUUGAAUUUUUAAAACAAAAUUUGAGAAUUUUGUAACCUUGCAAUUUACAAAUUCCCUUUCUUGAUAAUUUUACACCAGGUAAAAUAACAGAGUACAAAUGGAACUAUUCUAGGCAUCCGUGUGCUGUUUCCAGGAAAGACAGUUCUCUGGCCUGAAGAGCAAUCCCCUUGUUACAUCGAGAAUUUCAAUUUCAUUAAAUACACCAAAUGCCAAAGCAACUGUUAGUCCACUCGAAGGGCACUGUAUAAUUACUGACAGCCUUGCCGGAAACUCGGGUUCACUAUUUGUUCAGUAGAAGCGUGAAAGGAGAGAAGACGUGAUUGUUCACAGAUGUGGCUUACUAGCUAAUGUACACUACAGUUUGGGAUUUGAGACAUGACUGAUUUGCCAAAAAUAAAGUUUUUGAAAGAGGGCAGUA